ACUCACAAGAAGAUCCCACAAACCCCAUAAAAGCUCUCUGCUCUCUCUCUCUCUCGUCUCACUCUUCUCACACCGGGAAGAACAAAGUUGGUGAAGUCUCCGGCAGGGAUAACUCAGCUUCACCGAUGAUCACAUGCAUGCAAGAUAAUCCAUCGAUGUUUAGACUUCGAGCUUCCAAGUUUCUACUACUCUCUGUUCUCAUCUUGAGCCAGUUUCUAUCUACUCAACUCCUUGCUCAAAGAUCUAAAUCUCCAUGGCAGACACUCACUGGAGAGGCUCCUCUUGUCAUUGCACGUGGUGGGUUUUCUGGGUUGUUUCCAGAUUCAAGCGUAACUGCUUACAGUUUUGUGUCGGCUACAAGUGUUCCCGAUGCUGUUUUGUGGUGUGAUGUGCAACUUACAAAGGAUGGAGUUGGGAUUUGCUUCCCUGAUGUGACCAUGUACAAAGAUUCUAACGUCCAAGAUGCUUACCCUAAACGGAAAAACUCUUACCUUCUUAACGGAGUCCCUACUCAGGACUGGUUCACCAUUGACUUCACCUCCAAGGAUCUCAAAAGCGUGUUCUUGAUCCGAGGGAUAUUAUCACGUUCACCCGCAUUCGAUGACAACAGAAACGUUAUUUCAACAGUUGAGAACAUAGCUACGCAGUUCAAACCUGCGGGGUUUUGGCUAAAUGUUCAGCACGACGCGUUCUAUGCGCAACACAAUCUAAGCAUGAGCGGAUUUCUGCUAUCAGUUUCCAAAACUGUGACCAUCGACUACCUCUCUUCCCCUGAAUUGAAGUUCUUCCGGGACAUCGGUAGCCGGUUUGGUAAAACCGGGCCAAAGUUUGUGUUCAGGUUCCUUGAGAAAGAUGACGUUGAGGUGUUCUUGGUUGAAUUCAAGACGUUUGCUUCAGGCGUUCUUGGUUGACUUCAAGACGUUUGCUUCAGGCGUUCUUGGUUGACUUCAAGAAACAGAGCCCAUACGAGACAGUAUACCAAGUGAAAGAAACACUCGACUACAUCUUCGACUCUGCGAUCGAAGACAUUAAGAAGUUGGCUGUUGUUGUCAGCAGACUAUCGGUCUACUCGGUCAGCGCUAGCUUCUUCAUCACCGGACAGACUAAUCUAGUGGAGAAGCUGCACAAGUUUAGCCUGUCCGGUGAGGAAGAAGCUAGCGCUGACCGAGUAGACCGAUAGUCUACUGACAACAACAGCGUCAGCCAACUUCUUAAUGUCUUCGAUCGCAGAGUCGAAGAUGUCGCCGAGUGUUUCUUCCACUUGGUAUACUGUCUCGUAUGGGCUCUGUUUCUUGAAGUCAACCAAGAUCAGCCUCCGUGUUUUUAAAUGCAAGGAGGGAGUAGCUUAGAUACUCAAAUCACUCAUAUCUAUUCUUGUUGGAACUAUUUUUGAGCAUUAUGAAAAAUGUAUUCAUAUGCUAAAAAUAUAGUUAGUGUGAAUGAGAAAUGGAAGUUCAUAGUGGGUU
Molecule: messenger RNA, 1466 nt
Organism: Brassica napus (rape)
Lineage: Eukaryota; Viridiplantae; Streptophyta; Magnoliopsida; Brassicales; Brassicaceae
Product: glycerophosphodiester phosphodiesterase GDPDL4-like
Exons: 4
Coding region: 126-911 (261 amino acids)
Biological process (GO): lipid metabolic process
Molecular function (GO): glycerophosphodiester phosphodiesterase activity
Source: RefSeq, a predicted model, not a curated record